AUGAUAGGAGGUAAAUCCGAUGCCAAAGCUGAUAACAUGCACGGCGUGAAGAAGAAAGUUGUCGAGACUAAAAAAGCGAAAAAGGCUGCCAAGGAUCCUGACAAGGCUAAGAGCCCAGCAAGUGCUUUCUUCAUUUUCAUGGAGGACUUUAGGAAGCAGUUCAAGGAGGAGAAUCCAAAAAAUAAAUCUAAGGUCCCAAUCCAUAUAGCUGGUGGAGAGAAGUGGAAACAGUUGUCAGAUGCUGAAAAAGCUCCUUACAUGGCAGAGACAAGGAAAUGGCUGGCUGAUUACCAUAAGAAGAAGGAUGCUUAUAAGAAGCGAGUAGCUGCUGAAGAUUCUGAUGAAGAGAAAUCUUACAAGUCACUGUUCGAGGUUGAUUAG
Messenger RNA from Solanum stenotomum, 381 nucleotides. RefSeq names its product HMG1/2-like protein. Bases 1 to 381 code for a protein of 126 amino acids. NCBI's taxonomy places the organism in Eukaryota, Viridiplantae, Streptophyta, Magnoliopsida, Solanales, Solanaceae. The transcript is spliced from 2 exons. The record is from RefSeq and is a predicted model, not a curated record.